Molecule: messenger RNA, 983 nt
Organism: Drosophila biarmipes
Lineage: Eukaryota; Metazoa; Arthropoda; Insecta; Diptera; Drosophilidae
Product: seminase
Exons: 1
Coding region: 2-958 (318 amino acids)
Biological process (GO): proteolysis
Molecular function (GO): serine-type endopeptidase activity
Source: RefSeq, a predicted model, not a curated record
UAUGGGAUGGCCGAAGAGCUGGCUCUGGCUGGGCCUUCUGCUGGGGCUGUCUACCCCAGAGGCCCAGGGAAAGAUCUACCCGAGGGACAUUUACCAAAAGAUACCCAAGUUUCGGCGCGUCUGGGGAGGAGUGGAGUCGAACACAGGACCCAACUUUGGAGGCUGGCUGCUGCGCAUCGUGAACAGUAAUGGCCACUUUGCCUGCGGGGGAGCCUACUACGCCCCGCUGCUCGUGAUCACCUCGGCGAACUGCAUAUAUCCCUAUAGGAACAGCAUAGAAGGGGUCACGGUGGAGGGCACCGCGUACUCCAAGUGCGACAAGGAGAACGUUGCCGAGAUCGACACCAUCCAGUUUCCCGAGCGGUUCAUCUACCACAAGCUCUACAUGGACGUGGCCCUGAUCCGGCUGAAGGACCCCAUCAAGGGCCGCCUCACCGAGUUCAUCAGGCUGUGCACGGUGAAGGUGCAGCCGGGCAUGAAGAUGGUGGUCUUCGGCUGGGGCCACGACAGCCCCGUGGUGCAGAAGCCCUCCUCGGACCCGCGCAACUCGUCAGUCUCGGUCAUAAGCGUCAAGGAGUGCCGGCGGAAGUUCAAAAAGGUCCUGAGGCUAUCGAGCACCUCGGUCUGCGUGAGGCAGCCCAAGAACCCGAGGCAGUGCCUCUACGACGGCGGCAGUCCCAUGAUCUACAACAGGGAGCUCUGCGGCGUGGUGUCCUGGGGAUCCAACUGCCAGGACACCUCCAAGCCGGGCAUGUACACCAACAUCAGACGGGUGAAGCGGUUCAUAAAGGAAACCGAGGAGGGCAUCAAUGCCGGCUACAUCUUCAGGUCGCCCAAGCACGAGGAAAAAGAACGUCCGAAGCCCAAGGGAAACGCGACCACAGAGGUGAAGGUUAGCAAGGCGAAAGCGGUACCCAAGACAACCACGGUGGAUCCCUUGGAGGCGAUGGUAUGCUGAAUAAAGGACUUUCAAUUAAAAAAUA